This is a messenger RNA of Zasmidium cellare ATCC 36951, 324 nucleotides long. RefSeq lists its product as uncharacterized. Bases 1 to 324 code for a protein of 107 amino acids. The record is from RefSeq and is a predicted model, not a curated record. NCBI's taxonomy places the organism in Eukaryota, Fungi, Ascomycota, Dothideomycetes, Mycosphaerellales, Mycosphaerellaceae. Gene Ontology annotation, molecular function: protein binding. The transcript has a single exon.
AUGGGCGCCGCAAGUUUGGAAUCUUUGACCAACGAGCUCUUCGAGCACGUCGUGCAGCAUCUCGACCUCAACGAUAUCCGCAACCUUCGUCUGGCCAGUCGCUCAACAGCCUUCAAGGCAGCUCAAGAUACCUAUCGAACAUUUUUCCAGAUGAAGCAUGUCGAGCUCCGGAGGGAAAAUCUGGAAAAGUUCGUUAGGAUCACCGCGCAGGGUGGGAUGGGCUGUCUCGUCGAACACUUGACUCUCAUGGCUAUCGUCUACCACCAAGACCCUCUCCGAAAAUUCAUCAGAUCCGGCGGGGAGAAACCACCGCAAAGAAGAUGA